GUUUCUCGAUGAAGGAGACGAACAGAUUGAAGUCGGAGGAGACAUCAGUACACAAAGACAUCAACCUAUCAGUUCUAGUACUUCUAUGUUGCCGCCUUGGCUUUGUUCUUCUCCUGCGCAAAAUAGAAAAUUUCAAAAAAUAGUAGACAAACUAGACUUUGAAAAGAGCCAAAACCAGACCUGGGAUUCCACGUUGGCCAGGUGGGUCAGUACUUGUACUAGGCUGCCUAACGAAGAAGAAUCUAAAUCUUCUGAUCUACAACAAGGACAACCUCAAUCACAACCACUACCACAACAACAAGUACAGGGCCUCAAACUAGUUAGUCUCCAUGGGGAGGAUCAUAGUCUAGAUCUGGAGGAGGUGGGGACAGACGAAGAGGACAACGCUUUGAGGAAAUACUUGAAGUCGAGGUCAAGGAGAAUCAAGCAGCUGGCGAUGGAUCUUUCAGAUGAUGACGAAGAAAGUCCGACUCCGAAACCGAAUCCUAGUUCUAGUUGUAGAGGUGCUGAAGAAGUAGAACAACAGCCAGGAGCUGGAUUCGUAGUUGCGUUGCUCCAGUCGAUAGAAAUAGACUCGACAACAAGAGAAAAAUCUAGUAGUAGUACGAAUACAAGAGAAAAAGCUAGUACAACACCUUCUUCAUCCCCCACCGUCGCUUUGAACUCCUACGCUGGUUUUUUGUCUGCGAAUAAUACUCACGACCUAGCGCGACAACAUCAGCGAGCUCCACUUCCUGUCGAGCCGCUAGUUCAGAGGGCGAAGAAGAAUGUCACACUGUUAUCGGAACGAGUAGCGGCGACGACAGCUGACGGUAAGAGAUUAGAUGCACGCUGCAAAACCUCGAAUGUCAAACGGGUGGACGAUGCCAGCGUGCAGCCAGACGCAUCUGUCAAGAACGAUGCUAUCCCUAUGGUUCUUUCAGGUCGCACAUUACAAACGGUAGACGAGAAAGAAGAUGUAGUAGAUGAUGUUCAAGUUCCAGCAUGUGGUCGCAACACUUUUCCAAGAAAAGCCCUUCAUUUGGUAGAGGGAGAAUCGUCGAGGCCAGCCUCUCCGCACGAUGGACAUGGUACACCUGCUGCACAUGGAAUUGCGUCUCUUUCUACGACUCUAACGCCGCCGCUGGGCAUCGCAUCUUCGCCUGGUUGCUCCCAAGAUGGGUUGUUGGUACUGUCUGCCUCGUCGUCUCCUGACAGUGACAGUGGUGGCCACGAGGAAGAGGAGUUGCGCAUGAACGAGGAGCAGAAGACCAAUAAAACUGCAAUCGGUCGUCUGGAUAAAAGAUAUUCCUCCUCAUCUGCGAGUCGGACAACCUCUGGAUGUUCAUCUACAAAAAUUCCUCCGCAUCUAUGUGGAACUACAACAAGUGUUCUUGACAGAGUAGAUUGUUCACCUUCUUCAUCUUCACACAAGGAGAUGAAGGUAGACGCUGAUGAACGUUUGUCUUCUUCAUCAACGCAAACUGAAGUCUUUUUAGGAGACGAUGUUGUUGCCGAUUAUGAUCACAGAAAAGAACGCAUUAUGAGUGGCGUGCAGGUGCAGAAAUACACAAAAGAAGCCGUUCGCGAAGUGUUUGAGGAGCUGGAAGUUAGAAAAAAAAUGAGCCUUUAUGGACUCGUUGCGGACAUUAUAGGUCCACAAGAGUUGUAUGAAGGAGUAGAUACAAGAACUACUACAGGGGAGACGGAUAGUACACAGCAGGAAGCCGAGCAAUGUGAGCAACACCGACAGACACCUCCACAUGCACCUCAAGAGCCAGAUCCGGUAGGAGAUGAAACUGAAACUUUAACUUUCAAUAUGAGCAGACGGCGUACGAAGAACCAGGACUUCUGGCGUAUGGUGAGAGAAGCGAAGAAGUCUGUGCUUCUCGACGAACAGAGAGUUAAGAGCAGAGCAGGAGGUUUUUAUUUACAAUUACUUGGAACUCCAACCCCAAGUAGAAUGGCUCCGGUAUUUGGUAUUAACCUGAAUUUGAUCAUAAGGGAAAACAAGAAGAGAACCCUUAUGAUCAAACUCAGGUUACCAAUCCAAAUACCAGAGCCAUACACAAGUGUGAAUGUAUUCCUGUUUUCGUUUUCCAUAGAGUAAUAAAGUCAUGGCAAUAUUAGACAAAAAAACGUACCUACUCGACUACUUACGCUUAGAAUCUACUAAUCGAAAACUCAAAAUAACCGAGUAGCCAACUGAAAUAACAGAGUACUACGCCCCUUUUCUUUCAGUAUCUCGCUUAUUCUAAGUAGUUACUCGCUUAUUUCAGUUUAUCGACCGCCUCUAAUACUAGAACUACCCCGACCGCCUCUAAUACUAGAACUCCUCAAGAUCAUUUUGAAAGGCAUCUUGGACCCUAUCGUUUCCGCUUGACGCGCUGGGGAAGACCGCCACAGCAGUGGAGAUGGACCAAAAGGGAGCUGCAUAUUAGUGCACCCAAAGUUUGGAGAGAAGAUGGGGAAGACGAAGAUCAACAUGCUAGCAGAACCACAAAACGAGAAUCAGGAGGACAAACAAAAGAAAAAGCUCUAGCCACAAAAUCUCCUCCAGCUCCAUUUCUUCUCUCAGUGUGGCAGUAUGCGAUGCUGUUGUUUGAGCACUUUGGCGAAAGAACUAUCGAUGAAUCCAGAUUUUUUGAAGUCCGGUCAGUGCAAGUGUUUUUAUGCAGUUUCUCUCUGUCCUGUAUGUGAUGUAUCUUAAUCGAAUGAAAAACAAGUGAGUAGAACUCAGUCUCUCUUGUUCCUCUUAAAUUACUUCUGCUCACUUUCCCUGUACAUGUACAUCAACUAGUUCUUGUGGUUGUCCUAUUGGUAUUCUAAUAUCUGGCGACUUCGAGGCGAUCCUCACGAUUUCCGUACGCGACGCAGCUCAAAAAACCCCAGAAGAGCGAACAUGGGAACCCAACGGAGGGAGUGCAGUACAGUUUGCUUGUCGUUUGAAUGGCGCUCAUCAUCUGAUGUUGGGAGAACACUGUUAAGGCUUACCCCAAAAGUCCAUUUUCUGAAUCUGAAGCAUCCUGUCUGAAGAGGCUUCUCAAGAUGGACUAGGAUGAGCAGGAUGCUUCUCAAGAUGGACUAGGAUGCGCUCUAACGUUGGCUUCCUGUGCCACGAAAACGAUGCCAAGACAACUAUGCUGGGCAAAGUUCUUGUUGGGAAGAUCGACUAGUAGUAGUACCUCAUCAAGGCCAAGAUCAAGAAGAAGCUGUGGUUGGUAACACCAAACAGUCAUGGUUAGUAGUCGAAGUCAAUCCGAAAGUAUCUGAGUUUCACAAGUCUUCACGUCGAACGAGGAAUUGAUUCUUUCUUUGCAUUUUUGGUACCAGAGGUCAAAGCGACAGUAGUGUGUGUGCUUUUCAGGUUGAACUAAAAUCCCUUUCAUCAUAGAUCAUGCGCAUCAACGACAUUUCCUAUGAUUGGUUGUCUUACAUUCUUCAAGUCUGACCACAUGCAAUUUCGUAAAAUUUAUUUGUUCGUCAAUAACUACUGUUCCUAUGAUGUAUUGUAUUCACAGCUAAUGCCUAUGCCCAAGCCCACCUGGCUCGUGGUUAGCCGCGUCAGUUACCCGCUUGAUUUUUAUGCAUCCAUCUAAGUCCUAGUGCAUUUGGUUCUUCUUGAUGUUCUUCUUUUUAUGAAUCUACUUUCACAUUGCAUGAUCCAACAUCUUGGUUAUAAUUGUUUCAGAUGUUUUUCGUAAACAUACACUACAUCUACAUCUUCCACAACUAGAACUAUGCGACAACAGUUUUUUCCUUCCCUGUACACUGGCAUCUACUCCUGGAACUUGCUUGCACCACGACCACGCUCAAUCAGGAGUUUCAUAGAAGACUACUUUUAACCAGUCGUGACACUCGUUCCAACAUAACCGUGUUGAGACGAGUCCAGCAAUACAAUUAUAGCAGCAUUAGUGCAAUUCUGAUGAGCAUUAGCGCAAUGUUGAUGAGAAGAACUUCCUUGUACCCGUUUGAGAACAUAGAGGAAGAUGCGGUCUUCGAUAAAAUGCUAUAAAAUCCUAUUUUUACGCUUGCACCAUUGCGAAUGAUGACCAGACUGCCUGUACCUUAAUAGUAUGUAGAACCAUCACUGAAUCAAGACCCAGUGCUGUAUCACAUGGUGAUACAGAGAAGCAUGUACGACCUGAACCUGAUAAAGCAUGCAGAAAAAUGACGCAACCUGAGGAGACACAAGACAGUGCCAUAAAUUAAUAAAAGCGAGCGGCGUAGAAGGAAUAUGAGAACAAUGUGCGGAAUUUUCACCAGUCAUGAUGUAAUUAGUGAGGAGUACUAUUAACAAGCUCGUCCUACUUGAGAGAAGAGAGACUGCUCAUCAACAAAAAAAGUGUGUUUGUGUUUUGCAAAUUGCAAAAGGGAACGAGAUAAAGAAUGUGCUUCACGUUCACAGAACGAAACUUAUCAACAUAACAAAUUAUACGGAACAUGUCUACCUCCGGAACAGGAGUCCUCCGAGUAGGGCAGUCCGCCGCCAGCUCCUCCACGUCUCCACGCGCACUGUGAAAGAGCGACGCAGCGUCGACGCAGCAGAAUAGAU
Molecule: messenger RNA, 4534 nt
Organism: Amoebophrya sp. A25
Lineage: Eukaryota; Dinophyceae; Syndiniales; Amoebophryaceae
Source: the annotation of a GenBank genome assembly